Molecule: messenger RNA, 2504 nt
Organism: Xylona heveae TC161
Lineage: Eukaryota; Fungi; Ascomycota; Xylonomycetes; Xylonales; Xylonaceae
Exons: 3
Coding region: 141-2150 (669 amino acids)
Biological process (GO): regulation of transcription by RNA polymerase II
Cellular component (GO): core mediator complex; mediator complex
Molecular function (GO): transcription coregulator activity
Source: RefSeq, a predicted model, not a curated record
CCGUCCUCCGAUGCUGCCCUUUCAGUCAAAACAGUGACAGUAAGCUGGUGCAAAGGUGACAGAAUAGAGCCAGCUCCAUACUUUUGUGCUUGUACCGGGUCUGGUCAACUUGAGCGAUCCAUUGCUCCAGUAUUUUGUCCAUGAUGAAUACCUCGGGCAUAUCCGAUUUCAACGCUGAUGGCUUAUCCUUACCCUUACGCCCUUCGCCCGUACAAGAUUCGCGAUCAGACUCGCUGCCUUCUCUGAUUGCUCGCAUUAAUGACCAACGCGGUCAUUUUCGAAGUGUUACGGAAGAUGGCUUACGAACCGAAAUAGACACUGGGGAAGGCAGAGGAGAACGCCCGUAUGACGAAGAGAAUGGCUCGGCGGAAGACGACCCUAUCGACGCCAAGGGCCGACGAGAGGAUGUCCUAGCAGCCCGCGAAGAGAUGGUCAAGUAUAUUUCGCAGGCCCAGAUGGAAGCACUCUACGCGCUCGACUUUGUUUCCUUGCUCCUUUCGAAACACACUCCGAAGCAGGCCGAGGUCUCCAUGUCUCCGUAUCUCCAGCAGCAUGCUCCCAAGGGCUCGUUGGGUAUGGAAAAGGUGCAAAAUCCGCAAUUACCAGACGCGGAGAAACAAGACCAAGAGCUUGUUUCACGGGGCUGGAAGCUACAGGGUCUUCAGUCCUCUGCGGACUCGCUUCUAAGAUCCGCUGCCCGAUUGGAGAAAGAGAUGGAGCACGAGGCGCGAUACUGGGAACAGGUGCUUUCGGUCAGCGAGAAAGGGUGGGCAGUCUGUCGUGUUCCAGGUGAAGGGCGGACUCUCGGGGUCCGCUUCGGCUUUGCUGAAGCUUCACCGGAAUUCAAGCACCGAGGCUUCGCCGCUCUCCGCCGUAUUGGAGACGGCACUCUCAUGCUUGACCAAGGUCUUGCUUCUACUCAACCCAAAGCCAUUCGAGUGCGCGUUGAAACCUCACCGCAAAACGUGGCAUACUCGCAACUUCCGAGCCUAGCUGCCGUCCAGCCAACGUCCCUCGAGGACCGUAUUCUCCAGGCUCGCAAUACUGUAUACGAAGAGGAACUCUUCUAUGAACUUGCGCGAGAGGCACGAACCGUAGUGAACCAGGGCGUGCGCAUCAUCGGUUCAACCAUUCAUCUCCCUCGUAUGGGCGACGAACAAAUCUCCAUUGAUCUAGUCUCUCUCAACGAUUCAAAUGAUUCUACCGCCGAUCCGCUUACAGCACCGAGCAAUCCGCUCGAGAAGCGUGCCGAGUCCAUAGUAACAUGUCUUCGCAUUCUCCUUUCCUACGCACAUCGUCAGAACCUUCAUCGGCGGUCUGAAAUCCCCCAGCCGCUCACAGACCGCAAGCAAGCAACUCCGAUCUACUCCAUCAUCCGACCUGUCCUUACGCAUCUGCAGCACCGCAGUGUGGUGCAAUCCAUCCAGACAUUCCUCGACAACUUCACCGCACCGCUUCAGUCCGCCGGGUUUCCCACCAAAUUCUCAUUCGAUCUGGCUACUAAUUUCAACUUUCCGUUACGAGCCAAUGGAACCACCAAGAAACUUGAUUUCUCUUCUGCAGAAACUCUCGUCGGUUCCUUACUCAAUGCCAUCGAAUCCAGCGUACAUCUUACCCUUCCUUCGGGCUCCUCCUUGACGAUUGCCAUCUAUACACAUAUCCAUCCGCCUACCCUUGGAACAGAAUAUCGCGUCUCCAUCAACUCGACCACCACCACCGCCCCACUCAAGUUGCGUGCCCCGAGUACGAUGCGCUUCGCAUCUGCCGUUGAACUCGAAAGCUUCAUCAGCCACACCUGCACGAUAGAUCUUACGUCUGUCAUCUCCUCUUCUCCUUCCUCCUCGUCCGACUCAAAAGUCAAGGAACCUACAUCACCAUCUCCAGCUCAUCAUCAUCAUAAUCACGCUCACUCCGCAUGGGAACCGAGCGCACAACUUGGCGAACUUACUAAAUCGUUCGCCACCAAUCCCGGCCGUGUCCGCCGCUUGCAUAUCCAGCUCCUCCCGGAAAGAGGCGAAUACCUUCUGAUCCUACGAUGGGGCUGGCUUAGUGGUCGUCCCGCCGAGGGAACGCAUGCCUGGCAUGGCAAGCACGGCGAGCGGGACUUUUUUGAAGUUGUCGCGGAGGCAGGGAAAUCAGAUGCAGAAUGAGUGAAUGGGGUGUGGGUCGCGUUACAGUGCUAUUUUGUGCCGUCGCGAAUAAAUGAUGCUUCUGAGCAUGUGGGGAGUAUAUAGCUACGUUCAUCUAAAUACUUCUAUGGCGUUUUGAAUUCCUAGAUGAAGCAUCUGGGUCGAAAACAUGUAUUCGGUAUAGUGUACGGGUAGAAAGAGACUCAAAAAAUAACAAGAAGACGAAAAUGUAUAUCAGAUCCAAGUACAACUGUUGUUAUUUGCGGGUUUAUAUGGAACUAAAUUUUUACUAUAUGGAGUAUUGCUAUUCGUAACUACCUCGUGAAUACGUCCUCGUGAAUACGCGGUAGCGUAAAAAUAUGAAACAAAUGAAAG